AUGGCGGCUUUAAACGGAACGUGGAAACUUCUUAGCGUGGAGAAUUUCGAGGAAUAUUUAGGGGCGAUAAAUGUUUCGUCUCAAGAUAUACCAAGAGCUUUAAAACUCCUCACACCAGAAAAUAACAUUACUCAGGAAAUAGAGAUCAACGGCGAGAAUAUUCGGAUUAAAACUAACACGCCUGUAGCUUCCAGUGAAGUCAAGGCAGUGUGUAAUAACGAAAUUGACGUUCGAGCCUUAGAUGGUAGAGAGACCAAGGCAGUUUAUUCUGUAGAAGAUAACCAGAUUAUAGAAAAUGUUAGUGGACCAUAUACAGCUAAGAUUAUUCGAUGUUUAGACGGUGAUAAUAUGAAAAUGAACAAAACGUAUGCAGCCUUAACAUUUUACUUCACCACCUGGAAAAAACCGCAAGAUUGUACUACAGAUUAUGAUUUGGUGCAGGUUAUGAGUUGUGGAGAUGUGACAUCAACAAGAACGUAUGAAAAAGUAUAA
Lottia gigantea (owl limpet) is the source of this 492-nucleotide messenger RNA. RefSeq lists its product as hypothetical. Gene Ontology annotation, biological process: fatty acid transport. Gene Ontology annotation, molecular function: fatty acid binding. The record is from RefSeq and is a predicted model, not a curated record. The coding region runs from base 1 to 492 and encodes 163 amino acids. The transcript has 5 exons. NCBI's taxonomy places the organism in Eukaryota, Metazoa, Mollusca, Gastropoda, Lottiidae. Gene Ontology annotation, cellular component: cytosol; nucleus.